AACAGUAUAGUAUCGCAGCGCCUCUCGUCAGCUGUGGAGUUAAAACACACACAUACAUUCUCACAACAAACGACAGCAACGAUAUAAUCGCGCAUUAACAAAUUACAUACGAGUCCGCCAUUAUCAAUUGCGCAUUGGCACUGCUCAUUAAAGAAGAAAGAAAAAUAAGUGGCUCUGGCCAAAAGUGACACCUAUCGAUGCGAUGUGAUCCUGCGUCUCGACGACAUCGCGACACACAUAUAUAAUAAUAAUCAAAGUUCUCUUCGUCGUCGUCUUCGCACACGCUGCUCUGCCUAUCCUAUCUGUGUACGAAAAACGUCGCAAGAACGUAUAUAUAGAUAUAGUAUUCAGAACUACUCCGUAGACCGUACAUGUAUGUAGGCUCUGCGUUGCGCAUUAUACAUAGGCGGGUUAUAGCUUACAGUCGUGCUCUGACUGAGUUAGGUUUAUACUAGUCAAGUGCGAGAUCGCGUCAGUGUGUGAGCGAGCCUCUACAGUAAUUACCCACCAACUUCAAUUUUUGUCCAUAUACAUAUACGCUCCUACAAUAUAAAAGUCGUCGUAAAUAGCGAUCCUUUUUACAUACAUAUAAAUACACUCUCAUUGCUACGUCUCUCUCUCUCUUUUUGUCGUGCGCUGACUCUCUUGCUGUGCGCGAAAUAAGUGAGGUGGUGUGUGCAAGUGUCUCUCUCUCUCUCUCUCCUCUCUCUUCGGCCGAGAAAGAAAAAAGUCGCCAAGAUUGUGGCAAACGGGAGAAAUCCGAGCAACACUAGCGGACAAGCUAGUGGAGCUUCGGCAACAUUGCGGACCACAUCGUCGACGACAGCAGCAGCGUCAACAACAGCAUCAUCCACCGCUGCUCAACGAGCCGCCGACGAGUCGAGAGCCACCACGAGCUCUACAUCCACCUUCAACGACAUGCACACCAUCUCGUCGGAGAUGGGCACGAGCGUGCCCGCCUUCCUCGGCAAGCUUUGGCGCCUGGUCGAGGAUCCGGAGACCGACGAUCUCAUAUGUUGGUCCCCAAAUGGAAGAAGUUUUUUCAUCAGAAAUCAAGCGCAGUUCGCCCGAGAGUUGCUUCCACAUUAUUAUAAACACAACAAUAUGGCUAGUUUCGUCCGUCAAUUGAAUAUGUAUGGCUUCCACAAGAAAGUGUCAGUUGAACUUGGAGGCUUGAAAUGUGAUAGAGAUGAGAUGGAAUUCGCUCAUCAAUACUUUUGUAAAGAUCACCCUUAUUUAUUGGAAAAUAUUAAACGAAAGAUUGCUUCUAAUAAAACUUCUGCAGACCCAUCUCAAGCACCAAUUCGACCAGAACUAAUGAAUAAAAUGUUAACAGAAGUGAGAAGUAUGAGAGGACGUCAAGAGCAUUUUGAUACUCGACUUGGUGCCAUGAAACGAGAAAAUGAAGCUCUUUGGAGAGAACUUGCUAUAAUGAGACAGAAACAUCACAAGCAACAACAAAUAGUGAAUAAGCUUCUCAACUUUCUCAUGUCUUUUGUACAUAAUAGAAAUACUGGUUUAGCUAUGAAAAGAAGGUACCCACUUAUGAUUGAUGAUGUCAAAAGACAAAAGGCACCCAAAACAAAAAUUGCCAAAGAGCAAAAUUCACCCUUAGGUCCUGCAAUUCAUGAAUUAGAUACCUCUGAUCCAGAUUUCGAUCCUGAGUACAUUGUAGCAGACAUUUUGGAUAAUGAUCAUCCUCCAACAAUAGAGAGUCCAGAACAUCAAAAUGAAGAAUCUAUGAGAGACUUUUAUGAUGAAGAAUCAAUUCAUUUACCUCAAGAAAUUGAAUUGUGCCCAGAAAUGAAUGAUGGAAGAAAGAGAUUUAAAGGCAACAAAAAGAGGAAAAGUAAAGUGCCAAUCAAAAUUUUGGUUCCAUCCUCAGAAGAUGGCGAAGAAACAAGGGAAGAAACAGUACUGUUAGAAGUACCAGACCAUCAUGUACAAAAAGUCAACAAUUCAGUUUCUCCAAUGCACAUAGGUGUAGAAAAAACAUCUAAAGUUAAACCAAUAGGUAAACCAGUACCAGCCCAAACAGUUCGUAGCUCAAAACUAGCUGCAAUGGCAGCUAACUUAAAUGCCAAGAACAAUCAGCAAAAACAUCAACAAAAGAAGCAAAAAAAACCUGUUAUUAAAGUAGAAGAUUAUUUGGCGGUCCCUGAUAUCUUGAAUGAAAACUAUAGUCCACUGUUUGAUGAUAAUGCCAGCACUGCUGCAUCAAGUGUCAGCAGCCUUAGCACCAACAAUGGCAGUCCAUCUGCUAACAGUCCAGAAAAUAAUUUUUCUAGUGGUUCUUUUGGUAAUCUUGAUUUUAUCGAGGCCGCCAUAACUCAACAGCAACAACAACAGCAGCAGCAGCAGCAGCAGCAGCAGCAGCAGCAGCAACAACAACAACAACAACAACAGCAGCAACAGCAACAGCAACAGCAACAGCAACAGCUUCAACAACAACUAGAGCAACUGCAGCAGCAACAGAAACAACAAUCGGAAGAGGACCAGAAAACCAUGACAUUAAGUUGUGUUAAUACAAGUGGGACAAAUGAAGCUACCUACAGGUUAGCAUCGGUGAAUGAAGUCGACACUCAUCUCGGAUCGGUGCAAAACGAACUGGAUAAUCUGCGCGAUAUGUUGAGAGGCGAAGGUUAUAGCAUCGACGCAAAUACUCUUCUAGGACUCUUCGGAAGUGAUGACCCUUUGUUAUUUGGUAUACCAGUUAAUCCUGAAUUAGAUCCUCAUGCAAACCAGGAUAAAGAUCAUAAUGGUAAGGAGUUUUAUUUGCCAUAUCAAUAUCCUAUCGCUAACAAUAAAGAAUUGACGCAUUACGAUUCCGAAUCAGAUUUAUUGAAUUUCGAUGACGAUAUGUUUCUGAAUGGUGGAGCAACAGACUCUUCUAUGCAACAAAUGGCGGCCGAUGCAACGAAUAGCAACAAUCUCGAAGUAGAUUCCAAGUCUAACAUCUACGAUUCUCUAAUAUCAGCUAAUCAAGAUCAGACGUGAAUUGAUUGAUUCGAUAAUUGUCAUUGAAGAGGAAGACAUUUUACUCUACCUAGAGAUGGAAUGAUUUCUAGGAAGAUUUUUAAUUUCUAACUUACAUAAUUUAAGAGUUAAAUUGUAAUAUGUAUAGAUUCUUUUUCUUAAGAAAACAUGUACCAUUAAUUAGGUAAAGGUAUUUUAUGAAAUGCAAGGAGUACACUUUAAAUAAUUGAGUUCGACGCUUUUACAAAAUUACAAACAAAAAUUUUAUAAUAAAAAUUGCAAGUUCGAUUUAAAAGAAUGAUAAUACCAUAAAAGUUAAAGUAAAAUAUGUUCACAGAAGCUUUACAUUUUUUAACUUUUUCUCGUAAAAAAUUAUGUAUAAACCUGUCCGCAGAUUUAUGAAUUUGGCUAUUGUUAGUGAUAGAUGCACAAAUAAAAUUUUAAAAAACA
Trichogramma pretiosum is the source of this 3426-nucleotide messenger RNA. Its product is annotated as heat shock factor protein-like. The coding region runs from base 919 to 2997 and encodes 692 amino acids. The transcript is spliced from 12 exons. Gene Ontology annotation, molecular function: sequence-specific DNA binding; DNA-binding transcription factor activity. Lineage: Eukaryota; Metazoa; Arthropoda; Insecta; Hymenoptera; Trichogrammatidae. Gene Ontology annotation, biological process: regulation of DNA-templated transcription. The record is from RefSeq and is a predicted model, not a curated record.